GAAAUGGAGAAAUUAGGGUUCGAAAAUGCGAGAUUCUACUACCACGAUGGCGGACAGACUCGGUCCGGCGGUGCUACGUCGGCGAUCUCUGGAAAUACGGCGUACAGUAGGACGGUGGAAGAUCAACCGUUUGUGGAGAUCUCGCUUGAUUUUCACGACGACUUCGUCUCCGUUCACAGCGUGACAUCAUCGGAUCAAUUUGGAAAAUACGGGUACGAGAAUCCGGAGAGGUCGCUUCUGAAUCCAAACAGGUUGGAGAAACGGAGCUCGGUGAUGAAACGCAUAGCGUCGGUUUCUCAGGAGUUGAAGAGGUUUGCUUCUGUUUCGACGGCGAGGAAGCCACCGCGGCCGCCUGCUCGGAUCGGCCGUUCGAUGUCAGCGGCAGAGCAAGCUCUCAAGGGUCUCAAGUUUAUCAGUAAGACCGAUGGCGUCACUGGUUGGCCCGACGUGGAGAAACGGUUCGAUCAGAUUACGACGACUAGUAAUGGACUUCUUCACCGUUCCAAGUUCGGUGAAUGUAUAGGGAUGAAUUCGAGGGAGUUUGCAUUGGCGUUGUUUGAUGCAUUGGUGAGGAGGCGAAAUAUAACGGGGGACUUGAUAAACAAGAAGCUGUUGAAAGAGUUUUGGGAGCAGAUUUCUGAUCAAAGUUUCGAUUCGAGGCUAAGAACUUUCUUUGACAUGGUCGAUAGGGACACAGAUGGAAGGUUGACUGAAGCCGAAGUAAGAGAGAUUAUAAGCCUCAGUGCUUCGGCGAACAAACUGGUUAAUAUCCAGAAACGAGCAGAUGAAUAUGCAGCUCUGAUCAUGGAAGAACUAGAUCCCUAUAACCUUGGGUACAUCAUGAUGGAGAGCCUCGAGAUGCUGCUGCUGCAAGCGCCAGUGCAGGCGAUGAGAGGUGGAGAGAGUAAAAAUCUAAGCAAGGUGAUAAGUAUGAAGCUCAAGCCAACACCAUACAGGAACCCAGGCGAGCGUUUCUGGAGGAGAAUGAAGUACUUUGUGAUGGACAAUUGGAAGAGAGUAUGGGUGAUAGCUCUAUGGAUGGGCGUUAUGGCCGGUUUGUUCACGUGGAAGUAUAUACAGUACCAGAACAGAGCAGCUUAUGAUGUAAUGGGAGUUUGUGUUUGCAUUGCUAAAGGAGCGGCAGAGACGCUGAAACUGAACAUGGCUCUGAUUUUGCUACCAGUUUGCAGGAACACCAUCACCUGGCUCCGGAACAAAACCAUAUUGAACGCUGUUGUUCCAUUUGAUGACAAUCUCAAUUUUCACAAGGUGAUAGCAUUGGCAAUUUCACUCGGGGUCGGAAUGCAUGCUAUAUCUCACUUAGCGUGUGAUUUUCCAAGACUGAUAGCUGCAGAUGAAGAGACGUAUAAGCCAAUGGAGAAGUAUUUCGGGAAACAAGCAAAGAAGUAUUGGCAUUUUGUGGAGUCAGUGGAAGGAGUAACUGGAGUCACCAUGGUUGUCCUAAUGACUAUAGCCUUCACACUGGCUACCCCAUGGUUUAGACGGGGCAAGCUCAAGCUUCCAGGGCCACUCAAGAAGUUAACUGGAUUCAACGCCUUCUGGUACUCUCACCAUUUGUUUGUUAUUGUCUAUUCGCUGCUAAUCGUUCACGGGUACUAUCUGUACCUUACCAAGACGUGGUACAAGAAAACUACAUGGAUGUACAUGGCGAUACCGGUGGUUCUUUAUGUGUCUGAAAGGCUGAUCCGAGCAUUUAGGUCGAGUAUUAAGGCUGUUUCAAUACUAAAGGUUGCUGUAUAUCCUGGGAAUGUCCUGUCGCUUCAAAUGUCAAAACCCCACAACUUCGGAUACAGGAGUGGGCAAUACAUGUUCGUGAACUGUUCUGCCGUUUCUCCAUUUGAAUGGCAUCCAUUCUCGAUUACUUCGGCCCCAGAUGACGACUAUCUUAGUGUUCACAUCAGAGUUCUUGGCGACUGGACUCAGCAGCUAAGAUCAGUAUUCUCCGAGGCUUGUAAGCAGACUCUAGAUGAAGAACAUGGAUUGCGCAGAGACGACUACAGGCACGGGAAUAGCAUCCCAAACUUCCCAAGAAUCCUCAUAGAUGGCCCAUACGGAGCGCCAGCACAAGACUACAAGAAAUUCGAAGUUGUUCUACUCGUAGGUCUAGGAAUUGGAGCCACUCCGAUGAUCAGCAUCGUCAGGGACAUAGUCAACAACAUCAGAUCCAAAGGAGAUGAAGAUUCAGCCGGAAGAAUGACAAGAUCCAGAAACGUCAUCAUCCCUUCUUCACCUGCAAGGAAACGUGAGGGCUUCAGAACAAGGAGAGCCUAUUUCUACUGGGUGACGAGAGAGCAAGGAUCGUUCGAGUGGUUCAAGAAUGUGAUGGACGAAGCGGCGGAGCCAGACCUGAACAACGUCAUAGAGAUGCACAACUAUUGUACCAGCGUAUACGAAGAAGGAGACGCAAGGUCUGCGCUGAUCGCGAUGCUUCAGUCGCUGAACCAUGCCAAGAAUGGUGUUGAUGUCGUGUCGGGGACAAGGGUCAUGUCCCAUUUCGCUAAGCCUAAUUGGAGGAGCGUCUUCAAGAGGGUCGCCGUCAAACAUCCCAAAACUAGGGUCGGAGUAUUCUACUGUGGGGCACCGGCAUUGACGAAAGAGCUAAGGCACUUAGCUCUGGAUUUCUCCCACAAGACCUCCACCAAAUUCUCUUUCCACAAAGAGAACUUCUAAUUCCAUUUAUUUAUUUAU
Messenger RNA from Tarenaya hassleriana, 2709 nucleotides. RefSeq names its product respiratory burst oxidase homolog protein A. The transcript is spliced from 12 exons. The record is from RefSeq and is a predicted model, not a curated record. Gene Ontology annotation, molecular function: NAD(P)H oxidase H2O2-forming activity; peroxidase activity; calcium ion binding. The coding region runs from base 4 to 2691 and encodes 895 amino acids. NCBI's taxonomy places the organism in Eukaryota, Viridiplantae, Streptophyta, Magnoliopsida, Brassicales, Cleomaceae. Gene Ontology annotation, cellular component: plasma membrane.